Lichtheimia ornata is the source of this 261-nucleotide messenger RNA. RefSeq lists its product as uncharacterized. The record is from RefSeq and is a predicted model, not a curated record. The coding region runs from base 1 to 261 and encodes 86 amino acids. Lineage: Eukaryota; Fungi; Mucoromycota; Mucoromycetes; Mucorales; Lichtheimiaceae. The transcript has a single exon.
AUGACUUUUAAUCAUCCAUCGCCUUUGAACAAUCGAGCUUUUCAAGAAUAUCGUGAACCAAUCCCGGAACCUAUUGAAUUAUCUGACGACGAAUCUCAAGUUACAAAUCGACAACCGUUUAUUAUGGAAGGCAUUGAACAAGAACAACGACAAGGACAAGGACAAGGACAAGGACAAGGACAAGAUAUGAAUACGGCUAUUUUGACUGCAUUGACCCAACUGCUCAAGAACCAGGAGAACCAAAGAGGCCUUAAUGUUUAG